UGAUCACAUGCUGGGAAGGUUUGAAGUUGCGGCUUCAUGUCACACGCGCACCGACAAAGUGAAUGGAACACCGGCGCAGAAGUGACACCGAGGCGACACAGAGCGCACGAGACGGCCGAAGCUGACCCACGGGGAAAAGAAAUACACUCAUAGGAAAAGAAGAAGAAGUAGUAGAAGAAGAAGCGGUGAGAGGAUGAAAGCCGCGGGGGACAACAGUAUCCCACCACCGGCGUCUCCGAAAUCCGCGCUCUAGACCCCGUCGAUUCGGCUCAGUUGAGAAAGUUCCGCGUGUGUGUACAAUGGUUAUAAAUGGGUCUCACCUGAACAGCUCCACACCAGACCCCACCGACACAGUCCUGAACCGCCCGCCCUGGGUUACCACAACUUUGGGCUGCUUCCUCAUCUUCACCAUAGUUGUUGACAUUCUGGGCAACCUCCUGGUCAUCUUCUCCGUGUAUCGCAACAAGAAGCUCAGGAACGCAGGGAACAUCUUCGUGGUGAGCCUGGCAGUGGCGGACCUUGUUGUGGCCAUCUACCCGUACCCUCUGGUCCUCACCUCCAUCUUCCACAAUGGCUGGAACCUGGGUUACGUCCACUGCCAGAUCAGCGGUUUCCUCAUGGGUGUCAGCGUCAUCGGCUCCAUCUUUAACAUCACCGGCAUCGCCAUCAACCGAUACUGUUACAUCUGCCACAGCCUCAAGUACGAUAAACUGUACAGUGACAAAAACUCAGUCUGCUAUGUGAUGCUGAUCUGGGCCUUGACAGUAGUAGCCAUCGUGCCCAACCUGUUUGUGGGUUCGCUGCAGUACGAUGCACGAGUUUACUCCUGCACGUUUGAGCAGUCGGCCAGCUCGGCGUAUACCAUCGCCGUGGUUUUCUUUCAUUUUAUUUUACCCAUCAUGAUUGUCACCUACUGCUACCUGCGCAUCUGGAUAUUAGUCAUACAGGUGAGGCGGAGGGUCAAGCCAGACAAUCGGCCCAAACUGACGCCGCAUGACGUGAGGAACUUCGUCACCAUGUUCGUGGUGUUUGUGCUCUUCGCCGUAUGCUGGGCGCCGCUCAACUUUAUCGGCCUUGCUGUAGCGAUCAAACCGGAGGUAGUGGUCCCCCUCAUCCCAGAGUGGUUAUUUGUGGCCAGCUACUUCAUGGCCUACUUCAACAGCUGCCUUAAUGCAAUUGUGUAUGGUGUGCUGAAUCAGAACUUCCGGCGUGAGUACAAGCGCAUCGUAGUGUCAGUGUGCACGGCGCGAAUCUUUUUCCAGGACAGCUCCAACGAUGCAGGAGAAAGGCUCAAGAGUAAACCGUCACCUCUCAUGACCAACAAUAACCAGGUUAAGGUGGACUCUGUCUGAAGCAGAACUCCAGAACACGAAUGGAUAAGCUGCGACUGUGAAAGUAACAAGUAAAAAUACCAAAUAUACAUAUAAAACAGCAGUUUCUUUUCUGCGAGCUGUCCACAGACUUGUCAUAAGGUGCUAUCUGACCUCUAAACAAUCACAGUAAGAAAAAAAAAAAAACAAAAAACAAAAAAACAAAAACAAGGGUGCAUAUUAUCUUUGUCUUUUAUCAAGCACUUUUGUUUGACUUUUGCAGUACCUGUAGUACAGUAAAUAUAUGAUGUCUGUUUUGUUUUCAUGUUUACAGUGAUGAUAUACUGUACAUGUAUCAUGCAUUAUAUGAGUAUUUAUUUUGUAUGAAAUGUCCUGUAGAUAUAUAGUAAGAUAUAUCAGGUUCCAGUUAAAAUGAAGACAAGAUUUUAUGAGGCCAACAAAAUAAUUUCUAUAAAACAGUGGUUGAAAAUAUGAACAGAAUUUUACAAAAUGAAGUUAGAAAAUUUUAAUGAUCUUAUUUGUGACACUGUAACACUAAUUGAGUGCAAAAAAAAACAAAAAAACAAGUGGGUUGCUGCUGUCUUAUACCUUGCAAUACUGUCCCUUUCAUUAGGUGGAGUAUAUAUAUUUUAGUAAAAUCUCUCUCUCUCUCUCUCUCUCUCUCUCUCUCUCUCACACACACACACACACACUCUCUCUCUCUCUCUCUCUCUCUCUCUCUCUCUCUCUCUCUCUCUCUCUCUCACACACACACACACACACUCUCUCUCUCUCUCUCUCAUUCUAUCUUUCUCUGCCACCCUGUGAGCUCAUUUUACUGUAUGCAUGGAUAUCAGGAAUUGUUCAUAUGCAAAAUAAAAUCUGAUAUUGACGAAGGAUA
Sphaeramia orbicularis (orbiculate cardinalfish) is the source of this 2211-nucleotide messenger RNA. It is a transcript of the gene mtnr1aa, whose product is annotated as melatonin receptor 1A a. Gene Ontology annotation, molecular function: melatonin receptor activity. The record is from RefSeq and is a predicted model, not a curated record. Gene Ontology annotation, biological process: G protein-coupled receptor signaling pathway. The transcript is spliced from 2 exons. Bases 300 to 1352 code for a protein of 350 amino acids. Gene Ontology annotation, cellular component: plasma membrane. Lineage: Eukaryota; Metazoa; Chordata; Actinopteri; Kurtiformes; Apogonidae.